Sordaria macrospora k-hell is the source of this 2181-nucleotide messenger RNA. RefSeq lists its product as uncharacterized. NCBI's taxonomy places the organism in Eukaryota, Fungi, Ascomycota, Sordariomycetes, Sordariales, Sordariaceae. The record is from RefSeq and is a predicted model, not a curated record. Gene Ontology annotation, cellular component: Ste12p-Dig1p-Dig2p complex; nucleus; Tec1p-Ste12p-Dig1p complex. Gene Ontology annotation, biological process: sexual reproduction; regulation of DNA-templated transcription. Gene Ontology annotation, molecular function: DNA-binding transcription factor activity.
AUGUAUCCUUCGCAGCAUGCCAAUAUGGCUGCCGCUUCGCAAAAACCCGAGACCUUCAUGCUGAGCACUGAGGCCCAGCAAGCACUUCCGCAUGACGCCCAGGUAGCUCUGCAGCAGGUUGAUAACCUCAAGUAUUUCCUCAUUUCCGCGCCCGUCGACUGGCAACCAGACCAAUACAUCCGGAGAUUCCUUCUGCCCACCGGCGAGUAUGUGUCCUGUGUGCUAUGGAACAACCUCUUCCACAUCUCCGGCACCGAUAUUGUGAGGUGUCUGUCCUUCCGCUUCCAGGCUUUCGGCCGCCCCGUGAAGAACUCAAAGAAGUUUGAGGAAGGUAUCUUCUCGGAUUUGCGUAACCUGAAGGCGGGAAGCGAUGCCUCCCUCGAAGAGCCCAAGAGCCCUUUCUUGGACUUCCUGUACAAGAACAACUGCAUCCGAACACAGAAGAAGCAAAAGGUGUUCUUCUGGUACAGCGUGCCCCACGACAGGCUCUUCCUUGAUGCGCUCGAGAGAGACCUCAAGAGGGAGAAGAUGGGCCAGGAGGCGACAACGGUUGCCGUUAGCGAGCCUGCCUUGUCCUUCCAGUAUGACUCGUCCCAGUCGCUCUUCGAGUCUCUCACCAAGGCCCAGCAGGCCAACUCCUCUUCCUUUCCGGCCCAGCAACUAGCCUUUCAGUCCCAGUCCACCUCGCCCAUCUUGCGCGCCGCCGACUCGAUGCCUCCCCCUCAAAUGAUGCAGCCGAUGCCAUCGCAGAUGAUGCAGCCAAUGGGACAGAACAUGGGACAGCAAAUGUCUCAACCCCUGUCCCAGUCCAUGUCCCAGUCAAUGGCCCCUUUGUCCGAUGGUUUGGAGGCCAUGGUCUCUUACGGAGCGAUGACCAUGGGGCCCGCGAUGACCUGCCCUCAGCCGAUGGUCAAGCGGGAACCUGAUUAUGGUCGUGUUCAGUAUACCCAGAAUGGUGUUCCCAUCACUCAGGUACAUCAGCGACACGCUUCCAUGCCUCCGUAUGGCCUGGAGUGCUCGCCCGCCCCAUCAUUCGUCUCCUCGCACUUUGAAGACUAUAGCCAGAGAGGACUCUCCUUUGAGCCCUUGACGCCUCCUCAUCAGCAAAUGGGUGUUAUGGGUGAGCCCGCUUACAUCGCCAACGAGGAGACUGGUCUUUAUACUGCCAUCCCCGAUCACCUCAAUGCUGGUGCCCUCAAUGGCAUGAUCCAGCUUCCGCCAUCCAAUCUCGCGGCGCCGUCGUACCCCCGCUCGUACGGAUCUAGCAGCAUGUCUCAGGAUCCUUCGAGAGGGUACUCUCCCAUGGCCGCCUACACAGUGAUCGAGGGCUCGCCAACCUACAAGCAAAGGAGGAGGCGCUCUUCCAUUCCCCCAUCAAUUCUGUCUGCUACGACAGCAAUUGCGGCGGGCACUCCUGCUGUGUACAAGCCAUCGGAUCUCCGGAGGUCCGUGUCUGCCUCUGUCGGUCCCGUGGCCGAGGGUGAUGAGUCUGCGAACAACUCUCCCCCUGGGUUGACGUACAGCAAUCCUGCGAUCAACAUGGCCCGCCAGCAGCACCACGAGAUGCUCGAGCUUUCGAGGCAUGGUACGCCCUUGUCCACUGUCGAGGGAAGCCCUGCGCUUAACCCUAUGAAUCUUCCCAUGGGUCAGAACUACGGUCCGCUUAACGAUGACGAGCUUGCUCCUAUGAACGAGCGGCAGAUGUCUCAGGGUCACCCCGGUGUGAUCCGUCGCGCCCGUUCUGCCACGGUCUCGGAGCUUGGUCCUUAUCCCCAGAAGUCGCACUCUUGCCCCAUUCCCUCAUGCGGUCGUGUUUUCAAGCGUUUAGAACACCUUAAGAGACACGUGAGGACACACACUCAAGAGAGACCCUACGUCUGUUCAUACUGCCAAAAGGCCUUCUCCCGAUCAGACAACCUAGCACAGCACAAGCGCACUCACGAUCGCGGCGACGGUUCUGAGGGUACCUCGGCCCUCUCUGGCGAGGAGGAAGAAGAGUAUUCCUCGCCAACAUCCGAGGGCGGGUACGUUCACGGCUCGGGAGCGCCCAGCAACGGCAACAGCUCGACACCCCAGUCAAGCAUGUACAACAACCUCCAGACGCUGAGCAUGCCCAUGACAAUAAGCGAGCCCCAGCCAAUCAACACAGGCGAGAUGAUGCGAAACGAACUAGAGUUCUAG